CCUCCUUUCCUGGCUCAGUCGCACAUCGGCGCGGUGACUGCCGGAAGCAAUUCCGCGAGGGUUGCCGGGAUCUUGAUGAUGUGGCCCCCCCUUCCCCCUCCCCGUCCCGGGAUGUCGGAAGAAACCCGAGAGAGCAAACUGGCUGCGGCCAAGAAGAAGUUGAGGGAAUAUCAGCAAAAGAACAGCCCUGGUAUUCCUGCAGGAGCGAAGAAGAAAAGGAAGAUCAAACAUGGGAGUAGUCCAGAGACAACCACCUCUGAUGGUUGUCACUCUCCCGAGGAGAUUCAGGACAUCCUGAAGGUGCUGGUGUCCGACCUUAACCGCUCCAAUGGGGUAGCGCUCCCCCCAUUGGACAAGUGGCAGGCGCCCAAAGACCGCGCCGCUCCUGCCGCACCAACUGUUGAUGACACCGUGUCACCUGAUGGUGUCCCUCCCCGCUGUGCUAGUCCCCCCUGUGUCACUAGCAUGGCGUCAGUUCAGAGUCAUGAUGCAGAAAAUGGCCCUUUCCUCAUGGAUGAAAGCAAAUGUGUGUCAUCUACCGAGAGCCUGCGACAGCUAUCUCAGCAGCUCAAUGGUCUUGUGUCUGAGUCUUCAUCCUACAUCAAUGGAGAGGGCCUGGCAUCAUCAGCUAAUAUGAAGGAUCUGGAGAGCCGGUACCAAGAGCUAUCACUAGCCCUGGAUUCCAGCAAUCUAACAAACAAACAACUCAGUAGCAAGAUAGAGGAAUUGAAACAGCAGAACCAGGAAACUUUGGAUCAACUGGAAAAAGAGAAGAAGGAGUUUGAGCAGAAGCUUGCAAAGGAACAGGGCUCUCUAAGGGAGCAGCUGCAGGUUCACAUUCAGACCAUAGGAAUUCUCGUGUCUGAGAAAACUGAUUUACAGACAGCCCUGGCCCAUACACAGCAGGCGGCCAGGCAGAAAGCAGGAGAGUCUGAAGAUCUUGCUAGUCGCCUGCAGUCCUCCCGCCAGCGCGUUGGAGAACUGGAGCGCACCCUGUCUGCUGUCUCCACACAGCAGAAACAGACGGACAGGCACAACAAAGACUUAACCAAAGAGCGAGAUGCCCUGAAGCUGGAGUUAUACAAAAACAACAAAAACAACGAGGACCUGACGCAGCAGAACUCGGAACUGGACGAGAAGCUUCGAGUGUUGGUAAAUGAGAAGGCGGGCAUGCAGCUCAGGAUGGAGGAGCUGCAGAAGAAACUGGAGAUGUCGGAGCUCCUGCUGCAGCAGUUUUCUAGUCAAUCGAAAACCCCUGAUAGCAGCCAGGAGUUACAGCAGGCCCUGAAAGACCGGGCACAGCUGGAGGCCCAUGUGGGGCAGCUGAAAGAUUCACUGAAGCAACUGCAACUGGAGAGAGACCGGUAUGCAGAGAAUCUGAAGGAGGAUAAUGCCAUUUGGCAGCAGAGGAUGAAGCAGAUGUCUGAACAGAUGCACAAAUUGAGGGAGGAGAAGGAGCACAGCGUGAGUCAGGUGCAGGAAUUGGAGGCCAGUGUGGCCAAACUGAAGAACCAGAUAGCGGUGCCCCCAGUUCCGGAGCCCCCAGCCGGGCCCUCGGAGGAGGAGCAGCGGCUCCAUGAAGAGGCUGAGCAACUGCAGAAGGAACUGGAGAUCCUGGCGGGGCAGCUGCAGGCCCAGGUGAAAGACAACGAAGGUCUGAGUCGCCUGAACCAGGAGCAGGAGCAGCGGCUGCUGCAGUUGGAGCGCGCUGCCAAGUGCUGGGGCGAGCAGGCCGAGGAGCACAAGCAGAUCCUGGAGACCAUGCAGAAUGAUCGCACCACCAUCAGCCGCGCGCUCUCCCAGAACCGCGAGCUCAAGGAGCAGCUGGCCGAGCUGCAGAACAGCUUUGUCAGGCUGUCCAACGAGAACAUGGAGGUUACCACUGCGCUGCAGUCGGAGCAGCAUGUCAAGAACGAGCUGGCCAAGAAGCUGGGCCAGCUGCAGGAGAAGCUGGGGGAGCUGAAGGAGACGGUGGAGCUGAAGAGCCGGGAGGCCGAGAGCCUGCAGCAGCAGCGGGACCAGUACGUGAGCCACCUGCAACAGUAUGUGGCUGCCUAUCAGCAGCACGUGGCCGCCUACCAGCAGUUGGCUUCCGACAAGGAGUUGCUGCACAAGCAGGUCCUGCUGCAGACCCAGCUCAUGGACCGGCUGCAGCAGGAGGAUGUUCAGGUCAAGGUGGCGGCCACGAAGGCCCGCCAAGAGUUAGAGGAGACCCAGGGACGCCUGGAAGCUGCCACCCAGCAGAACCAGCAGCUCCAGGCCCAGCUGAGCCUCAUGGCUAUGCCUGGGGAAGGAGACGAACUGGACAGUGAGGAGAAGGACGAGGAGGCUGCCCGGCCCAAGCUGAGCAUGCCGGAGGGCCUGGAGAGCCGAGAGGCCAUGGUGGAAUUUUUUAACUCGGCCCUAGCCGGUGCCGAGGAGGAGCAGGCCCGGCUGCGCGGGCAGCUGAAGGACCAAAGGCUGCGCUGCCAACGCCUGGCUCACCUGGUGGCCCCGGGCCCGCGCGCGCCGGAGGAGAUGGCCGUGGCCCCCGGGAGCGGGGGCGAGAGUGUGCCUGGGGAGACCCACCAGGCCCUCCAGGCGGCCAUGGACAAGCUGCAGAGCCGAUUUAUGGAGCUCAUGCAGGAGAAAGUGGAGCUGAAGGAGCGGGUGGAAGAGCUGGAGCAUCGCUGCAUCCAGCUUUCUGGAGAGACGGACACUAUUGGAGAGUAUAUAGCCCUUUACCAGAGUCAGAGGGCACUGCUCAAGGAGCGGCACCGGGAGAAGGAGGAGUACAUUAGCCGGCUGGCUCAAGACAAGGAGGAGAUGAAGGUCAAACUGCUGGAGCUGCAGGAGCUGGUGCUCCGCCUGGUACGCGAGCGCAAUGAGUGGCAGGGCAAGUUCCUGGCCACUGUCCAGAACCCUGCUGGGGACCCCACUGGAGCGCCCCCAGCCCGAGAGCUUGGCAAUGCCAAUGGCCAGGGUGAUCUUCAAGAGGUGAGCCUGGCCGACAAUGAUGGUGUGGCACCUCUCCAGGGAGAGGCCCUGGUGGGCCGCAGUGCCCCUGCAAACCCCACCACACAGCAGAUCAUGCAGCUGCUGCAUGAGAUCCAGAACCCCCAGGAAUGCCCAGGCUUGGGCAACAACCCCUGCAUCCCCUUCUUCUACCGGGCUGAUGACAAUGACGAGGUGAAGAUCAUGGUGAUCUAAGCACCUGUCACCAACAAGCAAAAUCUGAAGAAAUGGGGCCGGGGGCUCUGCCCCCACCCUCUCCCUACCACCCUAUCAUUCCUUCCCAGUUGCCCUUUUCUCCCUACGCUAGCAAGAUAGAACCCCUAAAGGGGUAUGAUAAGCCCCCUAAUGGGGGGAGACAAAUCGGUGCAGACCCACUUGCCACCUUGGCAAGAGCUGUAUCUUUAUAUCUGGACUAUUCAUG
Messenger RNA from Mirounga angustirostris (Northern elephant seal), 3415 nucleotides. It is a transcript of the gene GOLGA2, whose product is annotated as golgin A2. Bases 76 to 3189 code for a protein of 1037 amino acids. NCBI's taxonomy places the organism in Eukaryota, Metazoa, Chordata, Mammalia, Carnivora, Phocidae. Gene Ontology annotation, cellular component: Golgi cisterna membrane; Golgi cis cisterna; Golgi apparatus. The transcript has 27 exons. Gene Ontology annotation, biological process: Golgi organization; spindle assembly. The record is from RefSeq and is a predicted model, not a curated record. Gene Ontology annotation, molecular function: protein binding.